This is a messenger RNA of Balaenoptera acutorostrata (minke whale), 877 nucleotides long. It is a transcript of the gene POMP, whose product is annotated as proteasome maturation protein. Gene Ontology annotation, cellular component: cytoplasm; nucleus. The transcript has 6 exons. The record is from RefSeq and is a predicted model, not a curated record. The coding region runs from base 143 to 586 and encodes 147 amino acids. Gene Ontology annotation, biological process: proteasome assembly. NCBI's taxonomy places the organism in Eukaryota, Metazoa, Chordata, Mammalia, Artiodactyla, Balaenopteridae.
AGGUGCCCCGCACCCUCCUUCCUUCCUCGCCCGGACGGACGCACUUCCGGCGGAUAUGGGGGGGCAACCCCGGAAACGGAAGUGAGCCGCGGGGUCGGCUGACGGUAACGGGCUGAGAAGCUGUUUGCGGAGCGAGUUGAAGAUGAAUGCCAGAGGACUUGGAUCUCAGCUAAAGGACAGUAUUCCAGUUACUGAACUUUCAGCAAGUGCACCUUUUGAAAGUCAUGAUCUUCUUCGAAAAGGUUUUUCUUAUGUGAAAAAUGAACUUCUGCCCAGUCAUCCUCUUGAAUUAUCAGAAAAAAAUUUCCAGCUCAACCAAGAUAAAAUGAACUUUUCCACACUGAGAAACAUCCAGGGUCUAUUUGCUCCGUUAAAACUACAAAUGGAAUUCAAGGCAGUGCAGCAGGUUCAGCGUCUUCCAUUUCUUCCAAGCUCAAACCUUUCAUUGGAUAUUUUGAGGGGUAAUGAUGAGACUAUUGGAUUUGAAGAUAUUCUUAAUGGUUAUAUUCCAUUUGUAGUUAUAAGGACUUCCCUGGUGGCUCAGAGGUUAAGAAUCCGCCUGCCAAUGCAGGGGACACGGGUUUGAUCCCUGGUCCGGGAAGAUCCCACAUGCCACGGAGCAACUAAGCCCAUGCGCCGCAACUACUGAGCCUGCGCUGUAGAGCCCGCGAGCCACAACUGCUGAGCCCACGUGCCACAACUACUGAAGCCUGCACGCCUAGAGCCCAUACUCUGCAACAAGAGAAGCCACCGCAAUGAGGAGCCCGUGCACCGCAACGAAGAGUAGCCCCCGCUCGCCGCAACUAGAGAAAGCCCACGUGCAGCAACGAAGACCCAACACAGCCAAAAAUAAAUAAACUAACAAAUAAAUAAAUAU